UGUGUGUGUGUGAGAGAGAGAGAGAGAGAGAGAGGCGCGCGCGAAUCCACUGAGCAAAGUGUUGUUAGUGAGGAUUCUCCAAAUGGAUGGAACGAAACCAGCUAUGGAGGCGACGAGCGAGGAGAAUCAGGAUGAAAGGGAGGAGAGCAAAGGUUGCUUGGACUGCUGCAUUAAAUGUCUGGGUGGCGUGCCGUACGCCUCACUGGUGGCCACCAUCCUGUGCUUCUCAGGCGUGGCUCUGUUCUGCGGCUGCGGGCAUGUGGCACUGACGAGCACCAUGACAAUGCUGGAGAACCACUUCUCCCACAUCACAGCCGACCAUGCCACCCUCGGUGACGUUGUUCAGAUUCUGCAGUACAUCAUCUAUGGCAUCGCCUCUUUCUUCUUCCUGUACGGCAUAAUCCUGCUGGCUGAGGGCUUUUACACGACCAGCGCGGUCAAAGAGAUGCACAGCGAGUUCAAGACCACUGUGUGUGGCCGUUGCAUCAGUGCCAUGUUUGUGUUCCUGACCUACAUCUUGGGCUUGGCUUGGCUGGGCAUCUUCGGUUUCUCUGCUGUGCCAGUCUUCCUCUUCUACAACAUGUGGACCACAUGUGCCGCCAUGAAGUCUCCCAUUGCCAACCUCACCUCUAUUGACAACAUCUGUGUGGACGUGAGGCAGUAUGGAGUCAUUCCCUGGAAUGCAGAUCCUGGGAAAGCAUGUGGACAAACCUUGGCUGACAUUUGCAACACCAGCGAGUUCUAUUUGUCCUACCAUCUCUACAUUGUUGCAUGUGCCGGAGCUGGAGCCACUGUGAUUGCACUGGUGCACUACCUGAUGAUCUUGUCAGCAAACUGGGCGUAUCUGAAGGGCGCGUGCCAGCAGACUCACGCCUACCAAGACAUCAAGACCAAGGACGAUGGCGAGCUGCAGGACGUGCAGUCACGCUCCAAGGAGGGCCUCAACUCAUACUCGUAAACGAGGCAGACGUCAACUUAAUUCCGCAACUAAACACACACACACACACACACACACACACACUCAACACAGAGCUAACUAACAUGGCCUAGUAGUGUGCUACAGCAACAGUGUGUUAUAGAGCAGUUACACCAUGAUAUGACAUCAGUUAUUGGUUUUACAUAACAGUCAUAAGACGUGUUUUACUCCAUGUUGGUAAGAUGGUAUGGAAAUGCAUGCAUGAUAUUCAGAAUUGUAAUUAUUUCUGUGCUUUUUGUUAAUGACUAAUGGCUAAAACUGAAAGUGAAAAUUCCAGGUAACGACUGUUGACACUGUUGACGUAACACACAACCUCACAGCACUUACUGUCUGCACUAACAUGCUACAGACAUUUUGCAGGAACUUGAGUGAACGUGUAUGAAUGUUGUUGUUUUUUUAAUACUUAAUAACGUAUGCCUGGUUUAAUAUGAAACUUCUCUGAUCUCUUUCUCUCUCGCUCUUGGUUAAUGGUUUCCUAAACAGCUUUUUUUUACUACUAACAUUUUUUUUUGUUCUUUUUCUUUUUUAUACUGGUACUUGAUACCAUGGAUAUAAAAAUGGUAGAUGCCGCAUUAGCCAUUUCUGCUAGACAUAGAGGAAAGGUUGUUGAAAGGUCCAGGUCUACUUGCAUGCAGUGUAACCUGUAGUGGUACAGGUUGUUGUAGGUUGGACAGAAGUUGUCAUAAACAAAAAUAAGCCCUGCCUGUCUUGAGCAAAUAUUUAAAUAAAUAACCACAAUUAUUAAAAUGGACAGUAAUAAUGACCUAAUAAUAAUUAUAAAUCAAGAUUUCAAGUAAUGUAUUAGUUAAUUGAUGACAGAAAAUACCCGUGAUAAGAUAUUUUAAAUUAAUGUAAAUUAGAAAUACAUAUUUCAUGUACAAUAAUGAAAAAAAAAACACGUACAACAAUAUGAUUUUCUUCAUCAAAAAACAUCAAUUUUCAUAAACUUCUGAUACUGAACACAGACUGGUCAGAUUGUUAGUCUGGUUGGAUUUUAAUAAUUUUUAAAUCAGAAAUAUUUCAACCUUGAUCUGGUCUCUAAAUAUAUGUCUUUUUUGGUCCACAUCAACUCUAAUGUAUUUGAUAUAUGUAUAUGAUAGAAAAAUUCACAUUUUCUUAGAUACGAUAAGAGUAGGGAAACUAAUUACUGGUGCAAAUGAUGACAGUGUCUUUUAUUUUAUUUUUUAAUUUCCACAAAACACAAAACGACUGCCUCUUAAACAGCCUCUUUCUCUGAAUUGUACAACAUAUCAACAUAUCAAAAAAAAAAAAAAAUGAUCAUGUGAUGCCCAAAACUAAAGUCAAAUCAAUGAACUAAACCUGAAAAGCUUAAAAAUAGUAGCACUGCUUUUAUGUCUAGCUCAGCAUUUAGCAUUUUUAUAUCUAUGCUUGAUAUGUUGCACUAUUCUGAAAUAAAAUACUCAAAUAUUUAUUCACUCUUUAAGAAUUUCUCUCCUUCAAGGGAAAAGUGUGAUUCCUGGAAAAUGAGAUUAUUAUUAAUUGUAACCUUAGUAUCAGUUUUCAGUAACAAACAAAAGCAGCAACAGUGAUGCUGAAAAUAACAGACAGACAAUUGGGUUUAAAUAUUGGAAUCAUAAUGAGUUAUGAAUACUAAAUUUAACCUAAGAUUAACGAUGAAGGAAAUGUAUGAAUCGAAAUAUGAAUAUUUAAAAAAUUAGAUAAAAAAUCAAGAAAAUCAUCAAUAAGAGGAAAAUAUUCUUAUUAAAAUCAAUAAAAAAUAAUAAAUAAAUAAAUAAAUUAAUUAAUUAGAAAUAAGUAGAAUGAAAAAUACUAAUGUAAUCAAACAGAUUAGAUAAAUCACUGCAUGUGAAAAUAAAAAAGAACUCCAGGUGGUUGCUUUUUCCUCACAUUCUCCACAGCUGUAAAUGUUCAUCCAGGAGUGAAGCUCACAUUCCCCUGCAACGACCAGCACAGAAAUGAUUAAAUAUUAAAAUCAUGUGACAUCAUGUGACAUUUCUGGUAGAGAGUGAGACCAACAUGUGUAAAAUGUCUCAUAGUGAUAGUGAAAAAAAACAAAAACAAAAAGAAUUUCACUUGCUGGACCUCCCGCCGUUUCCCAUGAGAAUAUUUCACUUUUAUAAAUAUGCUUUUGGUGGUUUUUUGCUCUCUUCUUGUGGAAAUUUUCAUGGCUUGAUAUUUACCAAGUUUUGUGAUUCAAUCAGUGAUUCCUUUUAUUAUGUGCAUAUAAACAUCAUCCCAAAAACUGCCAUGUACAAGUACAGAAUUUUCCAUGAUUUUAUGGUAUUUUAUAAUUGAGCCUUGCUUUCACAGCAUUUAUAUAUAUAGUAGUGUAAAUCUUUUUAUCGCUGGUUUCAAUUUUCUCUCUUACAACACGACUCUUCUUUCAGACAUCGUUUUUGAAAGCAUGUUAGUGUUGUCCACUCAUACAGUGCUGAAUAUUAAAGUUUCUUGCUCUAUGUUCUGUUCUGUUAAAGGGGACGUGACUGCAGGGAUGUGCCCACAAGUACUUUUUUUUUUGUAUAAAAAAAUGUGUGCCUGGAUGUUUUAUCGUUCCCUCGUUAUUGCAUGAUGAAAAGAUGAUAGUCCUCUUUUUUGCUUUCACUCUGUAGGUGAUGUGUAGUCCACUGUUCUGAUGAAUUAUGAUAGGCGGUGUUUUCCCCCUUCUCCCCGUCGUCCCCUAAAAAUAAUUAGCCAUUGUACGUUGAUGGGAUUGUAGUCCUAGAUGUUUCAUAGUCCAUUUGAUUUGAAAAGUUUUAUGAAUCCUGUAAAGUGAUUUUUGUAACCUUCUCUAGUAAAAAAUGAUAUUUUCUAUGAUCAA
Molecule: messenger RNA, 3776 nt
Organism: Pangasianodon hypophthalmus (striped catfish)
Lineage: Eukaryota; Metazoa; Chordata; Actinopteri; Siluriformes; Pangasiidae
Gene: gpm6ba
Product: glycoprotein M6Ba
Exons: 7
Coding region: 83-958 (291 amino acids)
Biological process (GO): axon development; central nervous system myelination
Cellular component (GO): myelin sheath; plasma membrane
Molecular function (GO): structural constituent of myelin sheath
Source: RefSeq, a predicted model, not a curated record